This is a messenger RNA of Capronia coronata CBS 617.96, 987 nucleotides long. Its product is annotated as dihydroflavonol-4-reductase. The coding region runs from base 1 to 987 and encodes 328 amino acids. The transcript is spliced from 2 exons. The record is from RefSeq and is a predicted model, not a curated record. NCBI's taxonomy places the organism in Eukaryota, Fungi, Ascomycota, Eurotiomycetes, Chaetothyriales, Herpotrichiellaceae. Gene Ontology annotation, molecular function: oxidoreductase activity, acting on the CH-OH group of donors, NAD or NADP as acceptor.
AUGAAGGUUCUUCUCACAGGAGGAACAGGCUUCAUAGCCACCCAUGUGCUCCACGAGCUACUGGAACACGGGCACAAGGUCGUCACAACGGUGCGAUCCGACGAGAAAGGACGCAUACUCCUAGAUCUAUUCAAGGGCAAACCGGUGUCAUAUUCGAUCGUCGGAGACAUCGCCCUCGAGGGAGCAUUCGACGAGGCUGUCAAAUCGGAUCCGCCUUUCGACGCCGUGAUCCACACCGCCAGCCCUUUCCACUACAAUGUCAAAGACAACAAGAAAGACCUGCUCGACCCCGCGGUGAUGGGGACUACCGGGAUUCUCAAAGCCAUCAAGUCAUCCGCCCCGUCUGUCAAGCGAGUAGUCAUCACUUCUUCAUUUGCCGCCAUGGCCAACCCACAGAACCCGCCGAAGGUGUACAACGAAGAAAUCUGGAACCAGAUGACCAUGGACGAAGCCCUGACAACGACCAAUGCACAAGCCGUGUACCGAGCAAGCAAGACGUUCGCGGAAAAGGCUGCCUGGGAGUUCGUGAAAACCGAGAAGCCGACUUUCUCUCUGACAGUCCUCAACCCGCCGAUGGUCUAUGGUCCGAUCCGCCACCACGUCGCAUCGUUGGCUGAGCUGAACACUUCUAAUAAACUCAUACUCGAUCUCAUGCUUGGCAAGCCGCGCGAUGGCCCGGCACCCUCGCCGAUUUAUAUCGAUGUUCGUGAUCUGGCAUUGGCUCAUGUCCUCGCGAUUGAAAACCCGGAAGCUGCUGGGCAGAGGUUCUUCGUCACCGCUGGCAUGGGGACGGAGAAGGAUAUGGGCGAUAUCAUUCGAAAAGCGUUCCCCGAUGUUGCAAAAAACUUACGAGAUGAUCUCGCGGACAGCCUUCCACCUUAUGCCAUUGACAAUAGCAAAUCGAUCAAGGUUUUGGGCAUGAAGUACCGGAGUCUAGAGGAGACGAUCGUGGAUACGGUCAAAUCUUUGCGCGAGCUUGGUGCCUAA